Molecule: messenger RNA, 1745 nt
Organism: Camellia sinensis
Lineage: Eukaryota; Viridiplantae; Streptophyta; Magnoliopsida; Ericales; Theaceae
Product: 3-ketoacyl-CoA synthase 5
Biological process (GO): fatty acid biosynthetic process
Cellular component (GO): membrane
Molecular function (GO): acyltransferase activity, transferring groups other than amino-acyl groups
Source: RefSeq, a predicted model, not a curated record
UACCCAUUAAGCCCUCUCCAAACACGUCCCCCAAAAAAUUUGCCACACCACAACUCUGUAUCUCUCUCUCUCUCUCUCACAAACACACACACAUAUGGAGUAUCAUUCCAAGCCCAGCCAUGGAGCACCACCACCACUCUAGAAAAACAUAUUCAUUCGACCCUCAUGGAGCUCCUAAGGUUCUCAACUCUACUACUCAUGCUCUCCAUGGAAGCUUUUCUUUUCUUACAAAAAUGGGAACCCAUUUUUCAUAUACUCUCACUCUCUUCAUUCCUCCUCUUCUUCACCCUCCUCAACUACCACCUCUCAAUCCCACAACCAGUCUACCUCCUAGACUUCUCAUGUCUCAAACCACCAGACUUCUGCAAAGUCCCCUUCUCCACCUUCCUCGAACACGCCGGCAUGGCCGGUUUCUGGGACGAAAACACCACAGCCUUCAUGGCCAAAGUCCUCACUUCUUCAGGACAAGGCCAACAAACCUACCUCCCACCAUCUCUACACCACAUUCCACCAACAUCACACCACCACGAAGCCAUUAAAGAAGCACAAAUGGUUCUCUUCCCAGUAUUCGAAGACCUUCUCUCCAAAACCAAUCUCUCUCCUCUCGUUAUCGACAUACUUAUCGUCAACUGCAGCGGGUUUUGCCCCGUCCCUUCUCUCUCCUCCAUUAUCGUCAACAAAUAUGCCAUGCGAGACGAUGUUAAGACUUUUAACAUUUCCGGCAUGGGCUGCAGUGCAAGCGCACUCGGCAUUGACAUGGCUCAGAAUCUUUUGAAAGUUUACAAAAACUCUCAUGCUGUUAUUCUCAGCACUGAGAUACUGUCCACCGGUUGGUACCCGGGAAAAGAAAAAUCCAUGAUGAUUCUCAACUGUAUGUUUCGUAUGGGCAGUGCAGCUAUAUGGGUCACAAACAAAAAAGAAGCUAAAAAGUUCUCCAAGUAUAGGUUGUUGAGGACUUUGAGAUCACAGAGCGCUUUUGAUGACAAGGCUUACUAUGCGGCCUUUCGAGAGGAGGACUCGAAAGGAAUGACCGGUGUGACACUCAGGAAGGACGUGUUGCAGGUGGUCGGAGAAACUCUCCGGCCAAACAUCACCGUCCUUGGUUCGUGGAUUUUGCCGGUGACGGAAAUGUUCCGGUACGUGGUUUCGAAGGUUUGGAAGAGAGUUAUUGACAAGUCUGUGGAAAUUUACAUGCCGGAUUUCAGGUCGGUGAUUGAGCAUUUUUGCUUGCCGGCGUCGGGGAAGGGGAUGAUAAGAGAGAUAGGGAAAGGGUUGAAGCUUGGAGAGAGAGAUAUGGAGGCUGCUUUGGUGACAUUGCAUAGGUUUGGGAACCAGUCUUCAUGUUCAGUGUGGUACGAGUUAGCAUACAUGGAGGGUAAGGAGAGAGUGAAGGAAGGUGACAAAGUGUGGAUGAUUGGGAUUGGGAGUGGGAUUAAGUGUACUAGCCUGGUUUGGGAGUGUGUUAGGCCCAUUGUUGGGGAGGCCCAGAAGGGCCCAUGGGAUGACAGCAUUGAUAGGUAUCCAAACUUGGUUAUUGGUGAUGAUAAAGAUGUGUACUAGCUCAGCUCCUGUUUUUCACAUCUUUUUCCAUUCAAGAAGUCUAUUCGACUUCAAAGUGUCUAAAAGAGAUAGGUAUCAUGAGAUUUUUUUUAUAAAUUUUUUUUUAUGACAAUGAUUAUAAAAAAUUUGUAAUUUUUAAAUUAUCUUGAUUAGUGUGUAGUGAUUUAUUUUAAGUGUAAUCUAAA